GGCACUACCCGCAUCGGUCUGUGUAUGCCGAUCCGACUGGGAGGAGGUGGGGUCUUAACUACUGGUGGUCGUGGACUAGCUAGCCGACGUUUACGUGCGAACCGUGCAGAUCGUCAACCACGACUCUCACUCGCAUUGUAUAGGGGGAGGGAAAUCACGACGAGGAGAAACCCUUGGAGGAAUCCCCUGUCAGCGGCACCACUGUCACCACUAACUCCCUUCUUCGUUUUCCCGUCCUUUUCUGCCUGUGCUUCCCCGGUCGGACCCAACGACACGACCCUCCCUACCCCGGGAUCGAACCAGCACCACCACCACCGCCGCCGUCGUCAGCAUCACAGGCGGGGGUUGUGUGAUGAAGUCUCCCUGCAGCACAGCUUUGGUUAAGAUAAGAUAGUUUGGUUUCUUCGCUUUCAGUCUGGGACAAGUUAUCACCCUCGAACGCCUUCCAGCACAGAGAGUGUGAAGAGACGAGUCACAGAAGAAAACACAGCUACCUACAACUACUGGGACUGGAGGAGUCGCUGAUUAUCCAUGAGCUCCGAUUUCCCACACUACAGUUUCAGAAUGCCAAAUAUAGGGUUUCAGAACCUUCCUCUUAAUAUCUACAUCGUGGUGUUUGGGACAGCCAUUUUUGUCUUCAUCCUCAGCCUACUCUUCUGCUGCUACUUAAUACGGUUACGGCACCAGGCGCACAAAGAGCUAUAUGCAUACAAACAAGUCAUUCAGAAGGAAAAAGUCAAAGAACUAAACUUGCAUGAGAUAUGUGCAGUGUGCUUGGAGGAAUUCAAACAGAAAGAUGAGCUGGGGAUUUGUCCGUGCAAACAUGCCUUUCAUAGAAAGUGCCUCAUUAAGUGGUUGGAAGUGAGGAAAGUGUGCCCGCUGUGCAACAUGCCCGUCUUGCAGCUCGCCCAGCAGGCAGAGAGCACAGAUCCACCAGUGCCGAUACAGCAGCCUCUGCCCGGUAUCGAGAACCUGGUGUAGCAGAAGCAAAGCCUCUCAUACAGCCAGCACACUACAGACACAGGAACACAACACAUUCGACACUCAUGCUCUCACCUGUACAGGUACACAUUGGUGUGAGUCUGCAGACAGACCGAAGGACCUGGAGUUAACACACAGAUACUCACAAAACGUGUGAGUCUGCUACUCCCAUCACCUCUCUUAUCUGCAAUGGUUCACAAAAAGGAUUUCCUGAUAUCAGCUCUGACUGAUAAUCAAUGGACUUUAUGUUUUUUUCUUUUUAUGAACAAUGAAGAAAAGUUGAUCGAGAAGAAGUCUCCUCGACCAAGACUUUGGUCGAUACCGUUGUCACAACCAAAGCACUUUUCUGGGGACACCAGCUAAUGACCAGGAGGAAGAAAAAUAUAAAAGCCAAGAACUACAACACACUAAAAAAAUAUGAUUAGUUUUCUUAACAAGCACUUUACAAGAAGUCAAACCUUAAUCACUUGUGAUCGUAAUAGCAAGUUAUGUUUUAUAUUUUAUCUUAACUAUUAUUUCUGUGUAAAGUACAGAACCACAUGGGUUUUCAUUUUUAAUCUUUUUUUUAAACAAAAGAAGAUCUCAAAGGGACAACAAUACUAAUGUGAGUAGAUGUCAGGAAAUUUGGACAGUGCUUUGUGUUCUGAUUGCACACACACAUACACACUUUCGUAACAAAACUCAAAGAGAACCUCAAAACUUGAUGUCUGACUAAAUGUGAAUGGUUUGAAUGUGUUAAAACCAAGACUUUAAACACAGACACAACACUUUAUAUGAAGCCUAUACAGCUCGUUCCCUCAUCACCUGUUAUCUUAAAAUGUGACUGUUGUUUUUAUCCUUUUUAUUUUAUUCUGUCAACGCAGAAGGUUGAUGCAUUUUUUUUUUUGUUUUGUUUUUUUAUUAAAGAAAUCCUUCAGUGUAGGAGCACUAUUGGACAAGUGCAGGCUGUAUACUGUCAAGAAGGCAUGAUUAUGAUUUUUAUAUCACCAGAAAUUCUAUGUUUAACUGUGAGUUUCAAUCCAGUAUUAUUUCACCUGUUGCUUCAUCCAAAAACAUUUAACAGAACAAACAGGCUUAAUGAGGCUAUAGUAAACAAAAUUAUGACUGAUGUUUAGAAUUUUCUGCUUGAUUUAUACUUUAUGGAAGCUGAACUGUGUGAAUGUGAACAGCGGCUUGCGUCAGAUUUAUGCUCAGCGGCAGAUGUUGGAAUGUGACAAUGUUUAACUAGCAUCACAUAUCUCGCUAGAAAAUGUUUAAAAAUUUAUUCUAGGAAGAGAUAAGAAUGAAGCAGGCUUUUGCCUUCUCUGCUACUCAUACAGCCACACUUAGUUUUGCUUCACCCUAAUUGAUUGUUUCUAUUUAAUUCAUAUUUAUUGUUUUUUGUUUUUUUUUUUUCCUUUUUUUUUGGUACAGCUGCACAGAGUGAUUAUGUUGGCCCACACAGCAGAGUGACUGCUCGUGCAUAUCACCGCACUUUGUCAGCAUAUCUUUUGGACAGGAUACACACUACAUAUUAAACCCACACAUGCACACAGAGUACGCGCCCCCACCCCCCACCCCCCCCACUCUGCCAGAGUCGAUGGUCAGCAGGUUGAAAUGAAGCAGCAGUUUCAUUCAUAGACACACACAGGGCUGUUGAGCCUUUUGGUUGCAGUAUUCUGGUGCUUUCGCCCCUUUCCCUCUUUCAGUACGGUACAGGGUGCUUUUUGUUUUGCACCACACAUACAUACAGUUACUCUCACCCGUGCUUUUGCGGCUAAUUUCUGUCCUCAUAGCUGCAUUUUAUAAAUAUGUUGUGGGAGUUUAGCAAGGAGAAGCUAAAAGGCCAUGAUAAACAUACAGUGAGUUAAAGGUUGUCUCUUUUAAUCUGAUGUGUUGUCAAAGGAUAAUCAUAUGUUCUUUUUCAAGGCACAAUCUGUAAUAAAUAACAAUUCAAAUUUUACCCAGGUGUACCAUGCCUGGGUAAUAUUUAUUUCAAUGUAAUGCUGUAAAAAGUCAAUAUUACCUGUAGGAAAUGAACAACUAACCUUUUUGGAUUCUGAUUGGUAUAUAAAUAUGAGAAACACUGAUGUAGCUCAGUGUUUUUCUGCGUAAACACACAUAAAAUGCACAUUGGAAAUAUUACUGAUGGUGCGUUUUAAAGCACUAACUUUCUGGACGCUUUCGCGAACUGAAUUGCACAGGUUUAUUCAGUGACGAUGUGUUUUACCCCCGUGGCAGGGAAACAUUGUUACUCUGACCUCUGUGGUUUGGAUGUUCCAUCUUUGUGAAGCCUCCACCCACAGCCGUGACCUUAGCUGUGGGUCUGAGCGUCCGGCAAGGUGAAAGUGUCAGCUGGUAGAUGAGAGAUAGAGCCCUCCUGUGUGUCGGUUGUUAUCUGACGGUUUGCCUUUAAUGCCCCCUAGUCCAGUCCUCCUCUAUUAUCGUAUCAUUGUGCUACAGCGUACAAAGAAACUGUUACUCUUUU
Molecule: messenger RNA, 3448 nt
Organism: Sphaeramia orbicularis (orbiculate cardinalfish)
Lineage: Eukaryota; Metazoa; Chordata; Actinopteri; Kurtiformes; Apogonidae
Gene: rnf24
Product: ring finger protein 24
Exons: 6
Coding region: 532-981 (149 amino acids)
Biological process (GO): proteasome-mediated ubiquitin-dependent protein catabolic process
Cellular component (GO): endomembrane system
Molecular function (GO): zinc ion binding; ubiquitin protein ligase activity
Source: RefSeq, a predicted model, not a curated record